UUUUUUUUUUUUUUUUCCUUUUUUUUUAUACACGCACAAGGAGAAAUUAAUAUAUUACAUUACUCGCAUUCAUAACAUAAAGUUUUUAUCAUUUCCCAAUACAUUCAAACCAUGCCACUGCUCAAAGAAGGACUGAAAAAACUUUACUUCCCCUCCACCAUCAUCAAGCUAGUUCGCAAUGGCGCCAAUGUCCCUGAAGUUUCCAACACACUUACUUUCCGUGUUCCUCCUUCCAUGAACAAAUUUGAUAUCAAGUCCUAUCUCUCCAACAUCUACAACCUCAACGUUCUGAGCGUCCGUACGGCCAAUAUGCCUGUCAAGGUCGCCGGAGUUGGUGGGAACACCAUUUCGAAGCGUCAAAAGUUCAAGAAGGCUGUUGUCACUAUCGAUCAUGAAUUCAAAUGGCCUGAUGCUCCUGAUAGUAAAACCUUUGGAAUUCAGGAUGCUGUUCAGGAACGUGCUCGCUAUAUGAAUCGUCUCAAGGGUUGGAGAAUUAGACCUAGCCAGGAUAUCCAGGCUGCCAAGAAGGCCGCUGCCGCUGCAACGGAAGCUUCGUCCGCAUCUUCAACAGGAACAGCUACUACAAAGGAGACUAACGCAUAAAUAAAUCAGUGGAUAUUGAAAAUGAAGCGGGAGCGGAGGUUUUUCUUUUUUUUUUUUUAUACAUAUAUUCUUUUGCUU
Messenger RNA from Lobosporangium transversale, 681 nucleotides. RefSeq lists its product as hypothetical. The transcript has a single exon. NCBI's taxonomy places the organism in Eukaryota, Fungi, Mortierellomycota, Mortierellomycetes, Mortierellales, Mortierellaceae. The coding region runs from base 112 to 603 and encodes 163 amino acids. The record is from RefSeq and is a predicted model, not a curated record. Gene Ontology annotation, biological process: mitochondrial translation. Gene Ontology annotation, molecular function: structural constituent of ribosome. Gene Ontology annotation, cellular component: mitochondrial large ribosomal subunit; ribosome.